Molecule: messenger RNA, 1558 nt
Organism: Oryza sativa Japonica Group (Japanese rice)
Lineage: Eukaryota; Viridiplantae; Streptophyta; Magnoliopsida; Poales; Poaceae
Source: RefSeq, a predicted model, not a curated record
CUCUAGCAGCACUAGUGUCGUCCUUGCAUGUGUGCCAUUCGUUCAUUCAUAUUCUCAUCACUAGUGAAAUUUACUUAGAUUCCAUCUCACUCAUCACAACUAUCAAAGCUUAGCUAAGCUACUAGCUGCUUCUUCUCCUAUAAGUAGGGCGAUCUCACUCUCUCGCAGCAAGCCAAUUAAGCGAAUUAAGCACACAUCAAUUGACCAAACCUAUCUCUCUAUCUCUCUCGAGCUAGCGAGCUCUAGGUGUUCGACACCGAACAAGGCAGCUAGCUAGUGGCGAUGGACGGCGGCCACAGCCCGGACAGGCAUGCGGCGGCGGCGGCGGGGGAGCCGGUGAGGUCGCGGUGGACGCCGAAGCCGGAGCAGAUACUCAUCCUGGAGUCCAUCUUCAACAGCGGCAUGGUGAACCCGCCCAAGGACGAGACCGUCCGCAUCCGCAAGCUGCUCGAGCGCUUCGGCGCCGUCGGCGACGCCAACGUCUUCUACUGGUUCCAGAACCGCCGCUCGCGCUCCCGCCGCCGCCAGCGCCAGCUGCAGGCGCAGGCGCAGGCGGCCGCGGCCGCCGCCUCGUCGGGAUCUCCUCCGACUGCUUCGUCCGGUGGCCUCGCGCCUGGCCACGCCGGCUCGCCGGCUUCGUCGCUCGGGAUGUUCGCGCACGGCGCCGCCGGGUACAGCUCCUCGUCGUCCUCAUCGUGGCCGUCCUCGCCGCCGUCGGUGGGGAUGAUGAUGGGGGACGUGGACUACGGGGGCGGCGGCGACGACCUGUUCGCCAUCUCGAGGCAGAUGGGGUACAUGGACGGCGGCGGCGGCUCGUCGUCGUCGGCGGCCGCCGGUCAGCAUCAGCAGCAGCAGCUCUACUACUCGUGUCAACCUGCGACGAUGACGGUGUUCAUCAACGGAGUGGCGACGGAGGUGCCAAGGGGACCGAUCGAUCUGAGAUCAAUGUUUGGGCAGGACGUGAUGCUGGUGCAUUCAACGGGUGCUCUUCUUCCAGCCAACGAGUACGGCAUCCUCCUCCAUUCUCUCCAGAUGGGCGAGAGCUACUUCCUGGUCACGAGGUCGUCUUGAUCGAGUUGAGCGAUUCGUCGAUUGAUUGAUCGAUGGCAACGUACGUAUUGUGUCAGCAAGAUUUAGGUACCCCUUGUCCGUUGGAUCAGAUCGAUAUGCAAGCAACGCAUGCUUUGCAGGUGCCGGCCGGUUAAUUACGCGAUCGAUCGAGCUAGCAGAUGAUGAAUGCUGCACGUACGCAUGGCAAUUGUCACUGCGACGAGCCUGCAUAUAUAUGAACGAUCCAUUGAUCGUCAUUCUAGCGACCAAGCAGCACGAUAGUACAAGUAUAUACUAUACAAUGCAAUUGCAGCGACGAACUAGUUAAUUAUAAUACAGAUAAUGCAUGUGUACUUCUGUGGCCAUACAUAUAUAUAUAGAGAGAGAGGGGAUUAAUUACUAUAUUCGUUUUUCAUCUAGCUGGUCGAUCUCUGUGUGUACUUGUAUGUAUCCCGUUCUCGAUCUUUAUAUCAGAAUAUUUUAUAUAUGUAUAUUUUACAAUUAUAUA